Molecule: messenger RNA, 753 nt
Organism: Drosophila novamexicana
Lineage: Eukaryota; Metazoa; Arthropoda; Insecta; Diptera; Drosophilidae
Exons: 4
Coding region: 424-753 (109 amino acids)
Source: RefSeq, a predicted model, not a curated record
GUUUUUUUUUUUGUAAUUUCUGAUCGAUUCUCUUCGUUAACAUUAUGUACAUACAUGUAUACAUACAUAUGUAUGUGGGUGAACUAUCGAUGCGGCGGUCGAAAAUAUCGAUAGCACGCUCUCUGGCUCAGUCAGAGAGAUUUGUGGAAAGAGAGAGCGAGAGAGCGAACGCAAACUUUUUUGUAAUUGAUAGACUCUCUUCGUUAACAAAACUCAUGUAUUUCAUACAUAUGUAUGUAUGUAGGCGAACUAUCGAUACAACUAUCGAAAAUAUCGAUACCACUCUCUCCGGUUCAGUCCCCCACUGUCGAUAGAAAUUCUUUGAAUCAGCUGUGGCCCAUGGAAAGUAAACUCUUUGGAAACAAUAAGAAAAAAGUCUGUUCUGACUAAUUCAAUUUUCGAACUGGGAACAAACUUUGGUCAAUGUCCGGCGAAGCUAAAAAGCAAACAGACAAACAAACGGAGCUGAAGGACCUACUGGAUAAAGACAUUAUGCACUUGUUUCAAUUAUGCGUAGGAAAUAAGAAAGGAGCCCCGGACUGGGCCAUGGGAGGCCAACUGGAAACGGAAUUGAACCCACAUCACAGAGUCGAACUUGUCCCGGAGCAGACAGCGGGGCUUGGCAUCAAUGGCCAAAAGCCAACCCUCCGAUUCUUUGGAACACUUCUGGCUGUGUGCGCGGGAAGCCCCGCAUUUGAGUGGGUCCGCAAGGAGGAUGCGAACCUUCUGCUUAUCCUUGUCGCACCGAACUAA